Messenger RNA from Xenopus laevis (African clawed frog), 1524 nucleotides. RefSeq names its product Rab interacting lysosomal protein like 2 L homeolog (gene rilpl2.L). Gene Ontology annotation, biological process: cilium assembly. NCBI's taxonomy places the organism in Eukaryota, Metazoa, Chordata, Amphibia, Anura, Pipidae. The transcript is spliced from 5 exons. Bases 159 to 779 code for a protein of 206 amino acids. The record is from RefSeq and is a predicted model, not a curated record. Gene Ontology annotation, molecular function: dynein light intermediate chain binding; protein dimerization activity; small GTPase binding. Gene Ontology annotation, cellular component: cytosol; ciliary basal body; membrane.
UGUCCUCAAAGUUCAGGAGACUGAAAAAGGAAGUGACAGAGUUGGGGACAGUAGAAGCUGUUUCUUUACAGCGCUUCGUCGUCGGUCCCGUGAGGUACGAAUUUAAUCAGUCAGAGAUACUACUCCGGUGUAGUUGGAAGAGUUUGUGGUGAGACAUUAUGGAGACUGAGCAGGAUGAGAUGGGGCAAGAGGAGAUGAGCCCUGAAAUGGCUUUGGAUAAGGACCCGUUUCAGUUGACAGUGGAAGAUGUGUAUGAUAUCUCUCAUGUAGUAGGGCAGGAUCUGUUGAAAAUCAAUAGAGAGGCCCGCGGUGUGUCCAGCCUUGUGUCUGAUCUGCAGUUCAAAAUAGUCAGGGUACUGGAAAUGUUGGAGGCACUGGUGAACCAAUCCAGCCUUUCUGCAGAGGAACUGAAAAUGGAAAGGGAUAAUCUGAAGGCUGAAGUGGACCGACUCCUUAGAGAUGGACCUCAGAUGGGUGUUGGGCCAGACAAAAUGGUUAUAGACCUCACAGACCCAAAUCGGCCUCGUUUCACACUGCAGGAGCUCAGAGAUGUAUUACAGGAAAGAAAUAAACUGAAAGUUCAACUUCUUGUUGCUCAAGAUGAGUUACAAUGCUAUAAAAGUCUCCUUACUUUCAGUGGUAUUAUUCCUUCACCUGAUGAUCAGAUUGUAACCUUAGAAAAUGAAUCGAUAAUAACAAGCUCACCAAGAUCGAAUGCAAGCAAAGAGAAAUCAACUGUCAAAAGCUUGUUUUCUUUUAAACAAGGGAAGAAUACAUGAACUGGAUUUGUUUUGUUGUGAUGUUUUACAAAAUGUUAUUAUUGUAUAUAUCUUUGCAAUCAAUGUUUAUAUGUAAAAACAUUAAUGGUUCAUGUAAGAAUAUUGUCUGCACAUUCCAUUACAGAGAGUAUCUUAAAUCAGGGGUGUCCAACCGUUUGGUUAGUUGCAAUUCCCUGUAAACCUACUUAAUUAAAUCCAGUGUAUUACCACUCUCCUAAUAUGAACGCUCCCAAAUGCUUUUAGUUUUCUGAAGAGCACGACUCUGCACUUUCAAACCAGGACCUGCUAAAGUCUUUGUGAUCUGGGUUGAAAAGCCUUUACCUAAAACUUUUGGCUAGAAGAGGAAGAGUUUGAUGCCCUUGCAUUGCCAGUGGUACUGCAAGCCAAGCAGCCUAUCAGACAACCCUGGAAACUGCACUUCACAUAGCCAAUGACUUUGCCUUUACUAUCUGAUCCCUCACUGCCUGUGGCUUUUUAAGUUUGGUUGUGUAGAUAUACCAAAUAAAUUGGAAUACCAACUGUAAUAAGCAAGGGGCACAUUAAACAUUGGAAAUAAACAUUUUCUUUUAAUCCUCUUUGUUUGAAAUGAGAUGUCCGAAUGGCACAUGUUCACAUACUUUUGGCCAAAUAGUGCAUAUAUAUGGAUGGAUGGAUGUGAAGUCAGUGUCCCCUGCCAUGCUUAUUGGUAUUUGCAUGAAAGUAUUGUUUUUUUCAGUUAAAUAAAAAGUAUUAUACGUUCUGCUAA